Nicrophorus vespilloides is the source of this 1964-nucleotide messenger RNA. RefSeq names its product kinetochore protein SLK19. The coding region runs from base 244 to 1914 and encodes 556 amino acids. The record is from RefSeq and is a predicted model, not a curated record. Gene Ontology annotation, cellular component: plasma membrane. Lineage: Eukaryota; Metazoa; Arthropoda; Insecta; Coleoptera; Silphidae. The transcript has 6 exons.
GGUCGCCAGAUGUCGCGGGUCGUUUCAAAAAUAUCGCCUUCUGCAUGUAUCUGAUGGAGGGAGGGUUUCCUUUUUUCUUGUGCUUUUCUCGGUGGUUAUUUCUGGUGAGUGUUCUCCAGUCGUUUUCCGAGAGCAGAUACAGGAACCAGAUUGAUAGCCAGUGCAAAGAAGCGAGCGACCACUGAAAGAAAAGAACGAAAGCCAGAAGACAGGACACAACGGAGCGCGCAGAAACGCAAGAAGAUGACUCCGUGGCUAGGACCUUUGUGUGUGUUCUCCUUGCUGGUGAUCGGCUCGUCUGCCGCUCCUCCGAACCAGAAAGUUACGAAUGAGGACAUCAGGGAUGCAAUUCUAUCGGUGGUGCACAUGUUGCGUGCAGUUGAAGAUAAGCUGGAGAGACACGAAUUUCGUGAUAGGAUGUCCGACGAUACCCUUCGCAAAAGCAUUCUUCUGUUGGAUAAGCGAGUGAAGCAAUUGGAUCCGGUCAAGGGGGUGGUUAGCAGACUGGACGAGCGGUUGGCCAACGUUGAAACCAUCCUGAUGCAACGUGAUGAACGCGAAAAAGCGCAGCUUCAGAAAACGUUUGCAGCUGUAGAAGAUAUUCAGAAGAACUUACCCACAGUUAUGGAAAAGCUGAAGAGCGACAUCAUCGAAAAGCUUCCCGUUGUUCCGGAUUUUACCUUACCGGAUAUUACCGUAUUACCAGAUAAAAACGAUCUGAAGGCGGCGCAGAAAGCCAUCGUAGAUAAAGUGGAGGGUGUGGUCGAGGCGCACCAAAAGCUCGGAAAGGAAUUCGAGAAAAUAAAGAAAGACAGUGAAGGCUUCAUGAACGAGAGCCGCAAAUCUGCCGAGAAUUUCGAUAGAGUCAAGAAGCAGCUGGGCAGCAGCGAGAUGCUUUUGCAAAAAUACGAACAUACUUUAUCUGAACUUAAUGACAAGAUUCCCACCGAUAUAGUACAGCUGGAGGAUCAGAAGGACUGGCAGGCCAAUUUCAUGCAAGCUUUCAAUAAUCAGAGCGAUAAUGUAAAGUUAAUACUAUCGGACGUUAAGAUGCUGGUCGGUCAAGUGGAGCUGUUGCCCCAGAAAGGGGACCUGGAAGAUGUCAAGAACUCCACUCAGAGCGGUCUGGAUGAGUUGAAGUACCAAGCAAGUAGCGUCGCAGAUAAAUCGGAAAGUACACUCGACGCCAAAUUGAAGGAAUUAAAAACGGGAAUCGACAAGGACAAUGAAAUUGUGAUCAAAAACAUUAACGAUCUCUCCGAGAUGACCGGGUCAUUAAUGGGGACAAUUAGCGCAAGUUACGAUCAAUUGAAGAACGAGAUUGCGGCACUCUCUAAAGUAGAGCAGGUAAUGGUACAAACGGCCGACGGUGUCCUGGAUACUAAAAGGCGCGUUGACUACGGCGUCCAGCAGAUCCUCCUUGAGGUCACAAAUUUAAUUAAAGAAAGUGGUGACAAAAUCAACGCCACCAUCAUCGAUAGAUUCGAUACUUUCGAGCAAACCGUGCUAGACGAAGAGAACGGCGCACUUGCGAAUCUCACGUAUAAAAUAGGGCAAGACAUUGACCAGGUUUGGAGGCAAAUUGGUAUUAUGCAUCAACAAAUGAGCUCCAGUUCGGACACCUUGAACAAGCUCCAGAACCAAACGGACAUCUAUGUAACCGGAUCCCUCGACGCCAUGGACAGUAUGAAGAGCAAGGUCGGCCAGAUCACAAACCGCAUGAAUGAAGUCGAUGAUAAUCUCAAUCAUUUGAUGGGACGACUGUCGCUUGUUAGUCAGGAGUUCAACAGAAUUAAGGAUGGACUUAGCGGUGCAAUGGACCAAAUCCGAAAGAGUUUCGCUGCAGUCCAGGACGAGAUCAAAGAUAUUGGACCUGGACCACACCAAAUCGCGGAUAGUGUCGAAGCCAAUUAAAAAUUGUAAUUUCUUUUUUUUUAUACUACUCUUUUUAUAACACACAACCA